AUGGCGAUCACCGGGUUACAGAUACUGAAACGGCCGAAAUCGCACAGGGAGUCUCUCUUUCUCCUGCGGAUAGGAUUACAACUCGAAGCGGCCCUCUUAGCCGACAAUCCCUUCCUCAAGGAGCGUGCCGCAAUCGUGGAUGAAGAGGACCGAGCGCCUGCAUCUGUGCCAUCGCUCUUGCCUCGGUUGCCUGCAGGAGUCAUCAAUCUUCGAAAGGAGACCCAGCCUAGGCAACCCUGCGCCACAGUGGAGCAAGAGGAGGAGAAUUUCACGGCGCCAGCACCACAGACCCAUCAGCGCUCGAAGCAGGUAGAAGUCCAGUCCCAGCUGACAGACGUUCAGGAGCGAUCAAAAAAACACCAAGAAUCUGAUGCGGAAACGUUUCAUGGUCGCUUAGACCCCGACAGGAGCAAGGCUCGUGGAGGCAGCGUUGACGCACCUAUGCAACGGUCGAAUGAAGCUGCCGAAGGGAGCAGGCCGGACACAAUACUCGGCCCAAUGACAGCGCCUGAUCCAUCGGACCCGCUCAACCAGCCGACGCCUCAAGAGACAUCUCAACAGCCUUCCUCGUCUGCUCAACAGCCCCAGGUAGAGCAGGAGGAGCAGGGACAGGAGCAGGGGCAGGGGCAGGAGCAGGAGCAGGGAGAGGAAGAGGUAGAGCAGGAGGAAAAUCAGGUCAUGCCAGCUCUUACAUUCAUCAGCCAUGAGCAGAUGCAGCUCAGCAAGCAGCUCAGCCGCUCACCAGCAAUCAAGCAUCCGUUGAGCCGACGAUCAGGCGCAGAUUCGUUGCCGACGUACUCGCAAGAGCAAGUCGACACACUUGAAAAGCACAUUGAGAAGCUCGAGAAGCGGCACCGUCAACACUCAAAAGAAUGCCAUCAACUUCGCACGUCGCUGGGGGAGGCCAAGGCCGACGCGGAGUUCAUGUGCGCCAAGUGGAAGGCGAGCAAGGCAACGGCAGACGAGAUGAGACAUAGCAUCGAGAAGCUUGAGGCAAGGUUGCUCAACGCUGAAGUCGUCAGGGACAAGGCCACCCUCGAAGCAUCGCAGCGAGUAUGGGAGCGCUUCAGCGGGCCGGAUGGACCCGAGUCAAGCCGGCAGAGACGAAUCGAGCUCGUCGAGGCGAGAAACGAGGCCACGUAUCAUCAAAGCCGAGCCAAGGAACAGAGUCUGGCACGCCAAGAACUCGAGCUGACUCUCCACGGCCAGAGGAGGAAGCACGAGCUAGCCUUCGAGGCGCAGGCGCGGGAGCAUGAAGCUGCUUUUCGGAGACUGGCGAGGGAGCACGAGACAGCAGAGCGCCAGCUCAGAUCGGCCUUGGGCACCCAGAGGGGGACCUCUGCCUUCGAGGAAAAGGAGCGCAAGAGCCUGGCCAGUCGGCUGGAAAGGGUCGAGACAGAGAGAGCCAACCUGGCCGUAGAGAGUCAUGGAUAUUCGAGAUUGCUGGAGGAGGAGAGACAGCGGUGCGCAAAGCUCAGAGAAGAGCUAGCGGGGAUUAGGGGCCAUGCGACAAUGGAGCAAGAGCUCAGAAAGGAGCUGGCUCUCGUCCAAAAUGAGCUUAUGCAAGUCAAAAGGGCGCCUCGAGAUGCCACCACCACUACCAAAGCCAUUGUGCCAGAUCGUUCGGCCGCCGGCAAGCGAAAGGCUGCCACCGCUCCCUCGACACGACAUGCAGCUUACGCCGUCUCCUACAAAGAAUCUUCAGUGGACUCCGAAGAACAUGAGCAAGAACAAGCAUCUGAUGACGUGGAUCAUGAUGAUUUUGAUGCUCCUCAGCCGACGAGCUCCAGAGCAAGACUCAACACUGCGAAAACGAUGUCUGGCGCAAGUAAGGUAGGCAAGGCUCCGAAGGCCAAGACUGCGGCCACAGCCGUGGCUCGCAACAAGAAGCGGCCUGAGGAAGCUCCGGCCAACGAGGCAGACGAAGACGAGGAAGACGACGAUUUCGACGGGCCUGCCAUGGUGAAGAAGGUGCAGCCGCAGAACCAGAAGCCAGUGAGAGAAGGGCAACGCGAAACGAAGGUGCAGCUUUCGAACGCACCACGACGGGCCAAGGAGAAGGAACCGACCCCUUUGAUGGAGGAAGAGGAGGUUGAGGCGCUCGCCCUGAGCAUCGUCAGCGAGGAGGACGACGGCGACGAGGACGAUGAUGAUGGAGACGAAUACACGCUCAAGAAGUCUGGCAGAGCAAACAACAAGAGGCGCCACUUGGGCAACAAGCCCCAGGCUGUGCAAGCAGGAGCAGCAGUAAGCACCAAAACCGCCUUGAGUUCCGCUCCAAACGACAAGUCGCGGAUCAAGGAAGACGAGAAACGGCGCAAGGCGAUGGAGAAGCACGUGGAAGCUACGCCGAUGCUUUCCAACGCCAAACGGGUGCGCCAGGAGGAGCACCAAGCGGUGGCUGAAGAGGCUCUCUCGCCGUCGUUGGUCAAGAGGCAGAAGCCCGCUUCUUCAAAGGUCUACAGUGGAUAA
Acaromyces ingoldii is the source of this 2472-nucleotide messenger RNA. RefSeq lists its product as hypothetical. The record is from RefSeq and is a predicted model, not a curated record. Bases 1 to 2472 code for a protein of 823 amino acids. The transcript has 4 exons. Lineage: Eukaryota; Fungi; Basidiomycota; Exobasidiomycetes; Exobasidiales; Cryptobasidiaceae.